Drosophila navojoa is the source of this 584-nucleotide messenger RNA. RefSeq lists its product as uncharacterized. NCBI's taxonomy places the organism in Eukaryota, Metazoa, Arthropoda, Insecta, Diptera, Drosophilidae. The record is from RefSeq and is a predicted model, not a curated record.
CGCGAGUUUAGAGUAGUCUGUCGCGAUUUCAUGAAUCGCUACGUGAACAUCGAGGAGUUCUCCAUUUGGCACAAUCGUCACGCUUACAAUCGUCGCAAAUAUGUGAUCCAGAGUAUUAUCAAGAACUGGAUGCCGUUGCUCUUUUGGUUCUUUGCGCUGUACAGUGCCUUGGGACUGAUUCAUCAGCUCUGUCAAUUCUUGCGUGCCAAAAUGUACGUGGAUCGUCCUUUGGGCAUGUGGCGCGAACGCUGCUUCUAUGGGCUGCGCGACGAGAGCAUUCGCAAGAUGCGCGUCUUGGGCAGCUUCAUCAUGCUCCUCUGCUGGACGUCGCUGUUCAUAGGCAUUGUCUGGAGCAAACCCAAGUGUAUGAAACCGUGGCUGACAAUAAUGGGCGUGGUCUUACCUUUUGACUUUGUUCUAUGGGGCAUGGAGGUCAUCAUUGGAAUCGAGCAGUUCACUUGGCAGGGGCUUCUUAGCUUUGUACUACCCGCCAUCUGCCGCUUUGUGCUGGGAUGCAUAAAACUUGCUCUCGAGGAGCCCAGCAGGAAACUGUUCCGGAUAUGAACCACACUCCAAGCUUUCAA